This is a messenger RNA of Colossoma macropomum (tambaqui), 1673 nucleotides long. RefSeq names its product macrophage receptor with collagenous structure (gene marco). The record is from RefSeq and is a predicted model, not a curated record. Lineage: Eukaryota; Metazoa; Chordata; Actinopteri; Characiformes; Serrasalmidae. The transcript has 17 exons. Bases 113 to 1597 code for a protein of 494 amino acids. Gene Ontology annotation, cellular component: membrane.
UGGAAAAAAAGUUAAAUGUAGACUUGUGUGUUUGUGUGCAUGUGUGUGUUACUGGUGUUGGGGUUCAAAAGAUAAAGUCUCGCCAACUUGGGCAGUGACUGCAGAGGAACAGAUGGAGACAGAACUAGAUGCAAAGGACAAAGUCACUAUUUUCAGCAAAGAAAACCCUCUCUAUGACCUCGACAUGCAACUACACAGCACAGGCCACUACGAAUUCCAGUCCAAUGAUUUGGAGCCUCCAAAGUCUAGAAGGACCUGCUGUUUUCCAGCAAUUAUUAUAUUUAUGCUUCUGCUCACAGGAGCGAAUGCCUUUCUGGCCUACAAAGUCUUCACUCUGGAAGCAUUUAUUCACUCUCAACUGACUGAUGAUCCCACAGCAGAGCUGCUCAAAUCUUCCUCUGCUGGGCACCACCUGGGCAGCUCCCCUCUAGAUCAGGCUUGUUUGUCCAGCCUGUGUGGAGAAGAAAAAGCUUUGGAGUCAAUGAUGACACAGAUACACGUGCUCAAUUCCACUGCCCACCAGCUACAAUACCAAGUGUACAGCAUCAACCAGACGAAAGCACUUCGUGGAUUGCCGGGACCACCAGGACCUUCUGGACCAGCUGGCCCUUCAGGGCUUGUUGGGCCCACGGGUCCUCCUGGUGCCAAAGGUUCAGAUGGACGACCAGGACUACCAGGAGUUAAAGGAACCUCAGGAUUGCAAGGUAUGCCAGGAAUUCCAGGUUUGAAAGGAGAGAAAGGAGAGACCGGUGUUGCUGGGCCAGUAGGACCACCUGGGAACGCAGGCCGACCUGGUACCCCUGGUAUCAAAGGUGAUCCAGGACAAAUAGGACCACCAGGUACUCCUGGCCUAGAAGGUAAAACAGGUCCACCUGGACCUCCUGGUGUUACUGGGGCACGAGGGUUGAGUGGAAUUCCAGGGCCUCCAGGAUCGAAAGGGAGCCCUGGCGUACAAGGGCCACCAGGCCAGGCAGGAUCUGCAGGACCUCCUGGGGCCAGGGGGCCACAGGGACAGCAAGGCCCACCUGGAGAAAAAGGGUCAGCUGGACAGAAGGGAGACAGUGGUGCUGCCUCUUCAGGCCAACCAGGUCCUCCAGGACCAAAGGGCGACAGAGGAUUACAAGGUCUUCCUGGUGUACCUGGAGCUAAAGGGCAGCAAGGCAGUAAAGGAGACACUGGGUCUCGUGGUUUGCCAGGACCAAAGGGUGAUAUGGGACUUAAGGGUGCAAAGGGGGAGAAGGGAACUGAUGGACUUCCUGGCCUUAAAGGAGUUAAGGGCGAGCCAGGUUCUCAGUCUAAACCUGUGCUGCGCUUGGUGGGCAGUGCGAAUAGGGGUCGAGUGGAGGUAAUGCAUAAUGGCGAGUGGGGGACAGUGUGUGAUGACAGCUUUGACACUCUGGAUGCCACAGUAGUGUGUAAGAUGCUGUCUUUCCAGAGAGCUGUGUCUGUCUACAAAGCACCACCAGGAACGGGUCGUAUCUUGCUGGAUGAGGUGAGAUGUACAGGGACAGAGAGGAGCAUCUUUGAUUGUCCACACAACGGCAUAGGACAGAAUGACUGCAGACACGAGGAAGAUGUUGGAGUGAGCUGUGUCUGAGAGCACUGCAUACAGCCUUGAAAAACAGACACCAAGAAUGGAGAUACACACUCAUAUAUAUAUAUAUAUAUAUAUA